UGCAGCUUCCUUUGGCCUAGUUUCUCUCCUGAGUGAGAUCUUGAAAGCUUUUGAUCUAACUCAGAGUGUGUGUGACGGUUGUGGCUCCUGCUUUUAAGAAGUGGCGUUGGCAGACACUGGUUUACUGUCGCCUUAACAAACAGCGGCGCGCACAGCUUUCACCCACCGCUCCGCAGCGCUCUUCCUAUUUCAUAUCUAUUCUGCACUUGUCUCUCCCAGUGCCACGGCUGUCUUAUCAUUCCACCCUGUGCCAUAAAGCGGCAGAAAAUCCCAUAUCCCAUCUCCUCAUGGCUUCGGCUUUCUGCCUGAGUUAUCCCACUAUUAUGUACCGAGCUCCGGCUCCCUCUCGCUGGACGUGCUCGGGGUGGGAAUGAGCCCCGGCAGUCAGCGCGCCGGCUUCUCUCUGGGGAAAAACAUCGCCUCUCUGUGGAGAAGUCCAGGUUACUCCAGAUUUGAAGUCUAAGAAGAGUUUAUUGUGGUACGACAGUCCAAUCCAGUAGCUUCAUGGAGGGCUUUCCAGUUCACUGACCCAACAGGCUGCCCAAGCGGACCAGCAGCCAUGUCAGCCUGCAGCACCUUCACCGAGCACGUGUGGAAACCAGGCGAGUGCAAGAACUGCUUCAAGCCCAAGAGUCUGCACAGUCUGGCUCAGAGCGGAGGGAAGCCUUUCCCUGAGCAGAGGCCUUCGACGGCCCAACAGAACCCAGCUCCUGCUGGGGCUAAAGCCAACCCGAACCUUCCUGCCAGCACUCAGAGAGCCAGCAGCGGGUCGGCUCGCUCGGCCCACUUCCGUCCACCGGUGGCCAAGAAGCCGACCAUCGCAGUUAAGCCCACGAUGAUGUUGCCCUGCUCUUCAACAGGCUUGGAUUCAGAUGGCAACCUGCAGCAGCCGCUAAACUUAAUGGAACAGGGGAAGACGUCAGCCUUUACAGUUUGGAAUCACAAUGGACUGAACCGUAAAAGACCCAGUGGGCCCAGCAACAACAACGAAGGAGAGGACGGCAGCGAGGAGAUUGAAGGUUAUGGACAACUUAGCCCGAGGACGCCGAGUGGAAAUAACAACAGUGGAUUAACAGAUGUACUCAAGGAAAUUGCAGGUUUGGGCCCUGGCUCUAGCCCCACGCCCCUUUGUGGCUCCAAAGACUUGUUUUGGGGACGAAUCAGUAAUUCAUACCGACGGUCUUUAGAGAGAGGUCUCCCAGCCUCCAGCUGUCUGGCCAUGGGAAGCUGCGGCAGUGGUGGCUGCACCGCUCAAAAACGUGUCUCGCUUAGUGACAGUGCCAAAAUCAUCAGCACAGAGGGCGGUCGCUUUUGCUACCCUGAGUUUUCCAGUGACGAUGACGACGAGGAUGAUGAGGAUGAAGAGGAGGACAGUGAAAGGGAAGAUGAUGAACAUGAGAGCUGGGAUGAAAGUGAUGAAGAGCUUCUCGCCAUGGAGAUUCGUAUGCGAGGCCAGCCACGUUUUGCAAAUUUCCGUGCGGCCACAUUGUCUCCAGUGCCCUUUGCUGCAGGAAAAAAGUGGAAUACUGUACCGCUUCGCAACCGCUCACUACAGCGAAUAUGUGCAGUGGAUUAUGAUGACAGCUACGAUGAGAUUCUCAAUGGAUACCCCUCAGUGGAUUCCAAUGGGGCUCCUCUUUCCUAUGGGCCUCUGCACUGUCAAGGCAGUGGGUUUUUGUCGACUUCAGAAUCUACAACCUCGCCAGAAUCAUCAUCGUCACUGCCAGACAAUUCACACACAGCUUCCAGCAAUGGGAGCAGUUCUGUUUGUGCCCUUCGGAAUGGACUGCAUUCUCCAACAGCAAGUAAAGUACCUGCUCCCUGCACUUCUCCAAAGACCGAGUCUGUCAGCAGAGUUCUGAGUCCAGCCAAAGUCACUGAAACACACAAGGCUGUCUUAGCCAUUCGAUUGGAAGAUCAAGAAGGCAGAGAGGGCAUGCCCAUGCCCCAAGCCCUUCCAGGCCAACCAGUUACUAUAAGUUUUAGCCCCACUGAGGAGCAAGCCAAACCAUACCGUGUGGUAAAUUUGGAAAAGUCACUCAUCUGUAAGCCGUACACUGUUGUUGAUGUCUCAGCAUCUAUGGCGACUAAAGAUGAUCAGACUCUCGAUUCUUCACCAAAACCCAAAAACCUGUCGAUGCCCUCCAGUCCUACAUCAUUCUGUAGCACUCCUGUAGUCCAGCCUUUGUCUCCAGCAUCUCCUACUUCCCCGUCUUCCCCCGUGACGCCAACAUCACCCACAUCUGCUGCUCCUUCAGUCACUUCCCGAAAGAAAUUAGGCAGCAUACGCUAUCAAGAAGUUUGGACUUCUAGCACAAGUCCUCGGCAAAAGAUACCUAAAGUGGAUCUAGGGGUGGGGAGCAAUCCUGGUCCGUCCAUUAUGUCACAACACUGCAGUCACAAAUCUGCUCCCACCUCUCCCAUCGCCGGGUUGUCCUCAUCCCGAACUGUUCCUGUGAAAUCCCCCAACUUGUCAGAGAUCAAGUUUAACAGUUUCAACAAUGCAGGCAUGCCUCCUUUUCCCAUAAUAAUCAGAGACGAGCCAGCCUACGCUCGCAGCUCCAAGAAUGCUGUCAAAGUACCAAUUGUUAUCAACCCAAGUGCUUAUGACAACCUAGCUGUGUACAAGAGUUUUUUAGGACUCAGUGGGGAGCUGCCUCAGCCAAAAGGGGCAGGUAACAGGGUCACCAGCCACACUUAUGAGGAAAUCGGGUCUUCUGAGAGCGUCCAGUCCUCGUCUACAGAGAAGACGCAUUCUGGGAGAGGCACAUCAGAGCGAGCCUCUGUUGAAGAGAUGAAAUUUCCACUUGAUACGGUGUCAAAAGUACCAAUUUUACAACCAAGAACCACUACAGACUCUUGCACUGUGACAAGCACUGUUAUUAGCUCUGCAGUCGGGGCCCUUUCUCCCACUAUGUCACCGAAUUCUCCUGUCAGUCUUGCCAUUACUGCAAACCUACUUAAAGCCAGCACUACUGCCAAUACUGUUACAAAUAACUCUAAGACAGCUGGAGAUGCUCCUUGCAGUAAAGAUAAUGAUACAGGCUUACCUUUGUCUCCUGGGACACCCUUAAGCCACCGAGAGGAGGCCAGCACCGUGCUUUCACAGAUCGUGGCCUCCAUCCAGCCUCCUCAGUCUCCACCAGAGUCUCCAUCAGCACAAAGCAAAACUUUCAGCUCUGAGGAGCUGUAUGCCCUCCCACCCGACGCCAUGAAAGAGACCCUCACUCGGCCCAAGUCGCUCUUUUCCACAACCGAUGGCUGUCUUUCCAAGCCAAAGAAAGACACACCUUCAAAAGUUUUGUCCAAAUCCCAGAGUGCCUCUGCUGCUGUCCCCCUUUCCAGCCCCAGGUCGGAGGCCACCCCUCCCUUCCCUCCUCCAAGAUCUACAUCCUCUCCUUACCACGCUUCUAACAUACUCCAGAGACAUUUUGGCAACUGGACAAAGAGCUCGGGCUCCAGCUCUCCUGUACGGCCCAGUGACGGCGAGGCAAGUCCUGGAGGGGAAAGCAGACGUCUUUCAAAUGAAAGCUCAAAGCCCAAACGCUGGAUCUCCUUCAAGAGCUUCUUCCGUCGGCGAAAAGAUGAAGAUGAGCAGAAAGAGAAGGCAGAGAGAGAAAAAGAGAAGGGCAAGCUGGUUGGUCUUGACGGUACGGUCAUCCACAUACUCCCACCUCCACCGGCGCAACCUCAGCAUUGGUUCACUGAGGCUAAACCAGACGACCCCACCCAGAAGCCGACCAUCAUCUUCACCUACAAACCGGACGGUGCCAGUGGCUCUGGUGAUGGGGAGGGAGAACUACGCGUAGAGGAGUGCAGAGAAACUUCACUCCUGGCAGCCGACGAAAGCAAAGAACCAGCGAGCCCCGGGCAAACAUCUUCACACACCACUGGAGUGGAUCUCAACAGCAAGGACCUCAGCCAGGUUCCGGGCAGCGCCAGCGGCUCCAGAGGCCGGGAGCAGCCGGCCGACGCCUCCCUGCCCGCCAGAAUCAAUCUGGGCCUGGUGUUCGGGGAGGUCGAGGACGGCCGCACCAACAACCGCGUGGCCAGCGAGGGCAGCGCCAGCCUGGGAGAGCCGGAGGAGGACGGAAACCACUCCCAUCACUCCCACUCUCCGGCCUCCAGCCAGUGCAGCGCCACCUACAGCAACAUGGGUCAGUCUCGAGCUAACAUGAUCCCGCAGAAACAUCCCCGGAACGUCAAAGCGUCCAACGACACUCUGGCCUCCAUCGACCUGGACUGCCUCGCCGACCCGCCGCCGCCCAAAGCCACGCCGCCACCCCUCCCCAAGAAGGUGGUCCCUCGCUCGAGCACCGAGCCAAACCUGGGGGCCAAAGAGCCGGCGCAGGGCGGCCACAGGCCCCGGGCCGAGGCCAAGCCGGGGGGCACCAACCUGAGCGUGGCCAACCCGCUGUACGACCUGGACUCCACCUGGGAGACGGCCAGCCAGAGCUCCUCCCUCAGCUCCGAGAACCACCGAGCGCCCGAGCACGAGAGCGGGGACUCUCUGGAGAGGCCGUCGGCCGCCGCCGCCGCCGCCAACAAGAGCCGCCUGGCCAACAGCGUGUCUUCUCUGCUCCCCCAACCCGCCGCCGUGGCGCCCGGCGCCGCCGCGGGCCGGGAGCGGCGGGUCUACCCCAGCACCGAGUCUCUGGCCGGCAAGGGUCGGACGACGAGCCGGGGGGCGGCCAAACCCCACAGACCGGCUCUGUACAGGGGGCUGGACAGCUGGGACGAGGUGGUGGGCAGGAUCCGCGGCCUCCACACCGACACGCUGCGGAAGCUGGCCGCCAAGUGCGAGGACCGCUUCAUGGCCGGGCAGAAGGACCACCUGAGGUUCGGCACAGACAGCUGGUCCCACUUCAGGCUGACCACCGGGAAGCCCUGCUGCGAGGCGGGGGACGCCGUGUACUACACCGCCUCCUACGCCAAGGACCCGCUGGUCAACUACGCCAUCAAGAUCUGCCGCAGCCAGGUGAAGGAGACCCAGCAGCAGUUCUUCCACAGCCUGGCCGUGAGGCAGAGUCUGGCGCUGCACUUCAACAUCCAGCAGGACUGCGGACACUUCCUGGCCGACGUCCCCGCCCGCCUGCUGCCGUGGGAGGAGGACGAGGAGGAGGACGAGGGGGACGAGGAGCCGGAGCAGGAGGAGGGAGGAGCUCUGAAGGAGGAUGAGAAGGACACCAAGGCGGCGAACGCUAACGGCAAACUGGACGAGGCCCCGGCCGGCGGCCGCCUGAGGAGCCGGGUGGUGGUCAUCACGCGGGAGGUGCCGUUCCAGACGGUGGCGGACUUCGUGAGGGAGGGCGUGUCGCGGCACGGCCAGAGCCCGGAGCUGUACGAGCGGCAGGUGUGCCUGCUGCUGCUGCAGCUGUGCUGCGGCCUGGAGCACAUGAAGCCGUACCACGUCACGCACUGCGACCUGCGGCUGGAGAACCUGCUGCUGGUGCACUGCCCCCCCGGCAGCGCCUGCGCCCCCGACCCGCUGGAGCCCAACAACAACGGCGACAGCGGCGGCCCGGGUCCCAACGCCGCCGGCGCCGCGGCCGCCGCCGCCGCCAACGCCGCCAACGCCACCUGCCCCGCCCGCCUCAUCAUCAGUAACUUCUCCCAGGCCAAGCAGAAGACGGCCCUGAUGGCGGCCGACCCCGGCACGCUGCGCGACCAGUCCAGGCUGGCGCCCGAGAUCGUCACGGCCACCCAGUACCGCAAGUGCGACGAGUUCCAGACGGGGAUCCUGAUCUACGAGAUGCUGCACCGGCCCAACCCCUUCGAGGAGACGCCGGAGCUGAAGGAGCGCGAGUACACGUGGGCCGACCUGCCGCCGCUGCCCGUGCGCUCGCUGUACUCGCAGGGCCUGCAGCAGCUGGCGCGCCUGCUGCUCACCGUCAACCCGUCGGAGAGGAUCCGCAUGGCGGAGGCGCGGGCCUGCCUGCAGUGCCUGCUGUGGGGGCCGCGGGAGGACCUGUUCCAGGCGCUGGGCUGCGGCGGCGCCGCGGGCCCCGCGGGGGGCGCCGCCUCCGGCCAGCGCGACGCCACGCUGCAGAACUGGCUGGACCUGAAGCGGACGCUGAUGAUGAUCAAGUUCGCCGAGCGCUCGCUGGACGCGGCGUGCGGCGUGAGCCUGGAGGACUGGCUGUGCUGCCAGUACCUGGCGUUCGCCACCACCGACACGCUGGGCCGGGUGGUCCACAUCCUGCAGCAGCCGCAGCGGCCGCCGGCGCCGGCGCCGCCUCACAACCAGAACCACGUCUCACACGGCCAGACACACCUGCCGCACGCCUACCACUUGACUCAAUCCCAGCCGCUCUGAGCUCCCCGUGCCCGACUGUUACCGUGGCCGCCGCCGCCGCCGCCGCUGCCUCUGAGGCUCCCCCGACGCAGACGUUGCUCACUGCAAAAGUUACAAUCAGACAUUUGAAGAUUCGCUGUCUGGACGCCCGGCGUUGCUUCAUCAAUGAGUGGAGUUCCUCCCUGAUAUUUAACUUAUUAUCAGUUUUUAUGUUUUAACUUUAUUCUUCAAAUCUGUCGAGUUUGAAAUCAGAAAUGAAACGCGGCCUUUUAAAUGAAGGGAAAUCAAAUCUGAACAGGGUCACUCUUCUAAAACUACAGUCACCAGUAAAUUUUCACCAUUGAAGCCAAAGAUCUGCCACAGAUGGUCAUUUAAAAAGUGAUGCAUGUCGUGAAGUUCGAAUUCAGAGAGCCACACAGCGGCGCUACACGAUGACACAGGAGGUGGAAUUAUUAACGUCAGAUUUCUCUUUUUAUUGGACAGAGCAGAAUGAAGCUGACCACCUGCGUGGAGCUUUGUUUAAGUCGGCGACCGACGUGGAGCUCGUCUUCCUCUACAUGCGUGCAAUGAAAACCUUUGAGACGAAGCGUCCGAGCCCGAUCAGUAUCGAACUCUCACCGUUUUGUGGCACAUAAGCGGAUUUCGUGGAGGCGGAGCCGAGUGGACUGAGCCUCCUCGGUGGAUUCUACGGACUGCAUCAAAAAAGUUCUUCUGUCUUUAUUGUUUGUUUUUUGUCAAGUCGUUGGAGAACGGUUCUGCGUUUGCACAUUGGGUUGGGAGGACUGGAGGAGACCGGGGGUGGGGGCCGAGGCGAGCUGUGGGCCUGAUUUCCGGGGGGGGGGGGGGGGGGGGGGGUCACUUUGUUUAUGUAGAAUGUAAAAGUUUUCCCGGACCUGAUCUGAUCCACAACUCCUUCUGUUUCAACCACUUCGCUUCACAUUUGUGUGUGUUUGUGCAACAAAAGCAGAAAAUACGAGCAGAACCGCGGAGGCUGGCUUCAGCUCCUCCCGCCGCUCCCCAAGCAACGCUUUUUACAGGACUUCGUCACAUCUGGACUUUUUGUUUGCCUCGAUCAACAAGCGGCCUUUCACGCGUCAGUCAGACGUGCGUUGGCUCUUAUUUCAGCACCGCGGGUGUUUCAUAGGACUGAAGUAAGCAUGAAGUGUAGAAAUCUCUGCUCCGUGUCGACGAGAGGCUGCAUUUACCUGUUCAUCGCCACAAACUGCAUCGGCUCAGCCUGUCGCUGAGGGGGGGGGGCGCUCGGGGUCCGGGAGGCGUGAUGGUCCACAGAGUGAGAACGGCACAAAGCAGGUGUGAGUUUGUUGUUUCUAAAGGAUUUGUGUACUGAGGCGAGUGUGUGUGAGUGUGUGAGUGUGUGGGGCGGCACUGGUGGCUGCUCCCGUAUCCAGAGAUUUUAAGCCUUUAUAUAGUAUAUAUAGUAUAAAUAUAUAAAUAUAACCUUUAUCUAUUUUAAUCCACACACUAUUUUGUCACUUACGGAGCACCUCUGUUUCUGCGUGUAGAGUCGACGCAUCAUGUAUUCAUUUGCUUGACUCCCUUCGCCCCGGCAUGUUUCAGGGGAGAAGAGAGAAGGUGAGUCGUCAUCACUGUCCUCCACCACAGGAUCUUCUCGGUAUUAUCACAUAAACGACGUGUACAGUAUUUUUAUCCCUCCUGUAAAAAUGUUCCUGCUUAGGAGAAGAACCACUUUGGCUGAAGGAUGAGCUGGAGGCUCUGCAGCAACUCGGACUGAGGCGCGUUACACUUUUCUCUCUCCGCUCGGUCUUUUUGUUCUGUUUGUUGGUUUUUUUCGACCCCGGAGCCGAAGCUGUUGGAGGUUUACCAAACAGGUGUACAGUCCGUCUCCGAGCCUGCAGCCAGUUAGUGUCGAUCGAGUUAACCAUCAAUAACAGAACAAUAAAAUAUAUGUUUUUAUACAUUCCUCUUGUGGGU
Salarias fasciatus (jewelled blenny) is the source of this 8248-nucleotide messenger RNA. RefSeq names its product pseudopodium-enriched atypical kinase 1 (gene peak1). Gene Ontology annotation, molecular function: ATP binding; protein kinase activity. Lineage: Eukaryota; Metazoa; Chordata; Actinopteri; Blenniiformes; Blenniidae. The coding region runs from base 560 to 6316 and encodes 1918 amino acids. The transcript is spliced from 5 exons. The record is from RefSeq and is a predicted model, not a curated record. Gene Ontology annotation, biological process: protein phosphorylation.